CAUUCUGGACCCAAUCCUUUUUUUUUUUUUUCUUUCUCCUGGUUACUUUCCAGUCUUGUUCCUCAAAGUCCAUACUUGUGCGAGUUGUUAGCACACAUAUGAUGAGAUGAUUUUAACGAUCAUCGUUCCUCACCGGUGUCCUUACUUCCCGCGCGAGUUCCUCGGACAGUCGUUAGCGACCACAUCGCCGGCCGCCGAUGAUUGACGGUCCUUAGGUUGUGGCGGGAGGGAACGACGGGAGGCGGAGUCGUGGCUAGCGGAUGGGCGGGUCCUGGGGAGAGAGGACAAGAGAGCGUCACAAAGAGCUUUGCGCUUCAUUUUCACAAUGAACCGGUGACAGGUGGAAAAGGGCCUGAUGCUUUGUGCUAAUCUCAGCACCUGCCGCUGAACACACAUAUACGCACGCAUGGCGUCUGAGCCAUCCGCCGCGAGUGGGCAGGAGGAGCUACAAAGGAGAGCCAAUCAGGUGACAGAUGAGUCACUGGAGAGCACGCGCAGGAUGAUGCAGCUGGUGGAGGAGAGCAAAGACGCCGGCAUCCGAGCAUUGGUCAUGUUGGAUGAACAAGGAGAGCAGCUGGAGCGUAUCGAAGAAGGUUUGGAUCAGAUCGACUCGGACAUGAAGGAAGCCGAGAAAAACCUGACCGACUUGGCCAAAUGUUGCGGCCUGUGCGCUUGUGACAAACUCAAGGCUUUGGAGGAAAGCGCCGCCUACAAGGCGCUUUGGGGCGGCGGCUCGGGAGCGGACGGGGUGGUGUCGGGUCAGCCGUCGUCCCGAGUGGUGGACGAGCGCGAGCAGAUGAUUAUGAGCGGAGGAUACAUCCGAAGGGUGACGCAGGACGCCCACGAGGACGAGAUGAACGACAACCUGACGCACGUGGGCAGCAUCGUAGGCAACCUGAGGUGCAUGGCGCUGGACAUGGGCAGCGAGAUCGACUCGCAGAACGUGCAGAUAGAGCGCGUGCGGACAAAGGCCGUUGUGAACGUGACGCGCAUCGACACGGCCAACCAGAAAGCCAACAACCUCAUGAAAAGAUGAGACGACGUCGCGCGCGGGACGUUCAACAAAGACGACGGAG
Molecule: messenger RNA, 1076 nt
Organism: Syngnathus acus (greater pipefish)
Lineage: Eukaryota; Metazoa; Chordata; Actinopteri; Syngnathiformes; Syngnathidae
Product: SNARE_SNAP25N and SNARE_SNAP23C domain-containing protein
Exons: 8
Coding region: 407-1036 (209 amino acids)
Biological process (GO): synaptic vesicle priming; synaptic vesicle fusion to presynaptic active zone membrane; exocytosis
Cellular component (GO): SNARE complex; plasma membrane
Molecular function (GO): voltage-gated potassium channel activity; SNAP receptor activity; syntaxin-1 binding
Source: RefSeq, a predicted model, not a curated record